AUGACAGCAGUGAGAGUCGACCAGCGAGGCCUUAUCGAUAAGGUGCUCGCUCGUUACCCGGGAGACUUCACAGUUUUCCGAGAAUUGUUACAGAACGCAGAUGAUGCCAAGGCUAAGAACGUCGCUAUUGAAUUUCAACUUAAGACCUCACACGGAUGUGCGAGUAAUGAGAUGAAACUAGAUCUCAACUCAGCUAAGGUCUUCAAAUGGCUUGUGAAGAAUGACGGUGACCUGUUUCAAAAGAAUGACUGGGAGCCCGCAGGCAAUCCAGACGAACAAAAGAUCGGUGCAUUCGGAGUCGGUUUCUUUAGUGUGUUCAGUGUCACCGACAAGCCGAUUGUCAAAUCGAAUGGAAAAAUGGUAUCCUUUUAUUGGCAAGAAGACGAGGCACCGCUUCUGACGUGCAUGCAGCUCGUCGCGAAGGACAUCGUUUGUGACAGGGACGAGUGGACUGUGAUCGAGAUGGAACUGAAGCAGGAGUCGACCGCCGCGCGGAUCUUUGAACUCACGCGAUUUCUAGUAACAUCCAUGACGUUCCUGGCCAAUGUUGAAUGCAUUACGAUCUGGCGGGACGGCACUGAGCUAUCCCGUUUGACAAAAACUCGGAACAAGGCCAGUCAGUCAAUAGACAUCCGAGACCAUAUGCUCAGAAGCAGCCCGGGGAAAACCAUGACCGUUGCCUCUGUCGACCUCAUCUGUAUGUGUCUCUUACACCUUUCCAAGUCCGCAAAGCUCUGA
This is a messenger RNA of Suillus paluster, 738 nucleotides long. Its product is annotated as histidine kinase-like ATPase. Lineage: Eukaryota; Fungi; Basidiomycota; Agaricomycetes; Boletales; Suillaceae. The record is from RefSeq and is a predicted model, not a curated record. The transcript has 7 exons. Bases 1 to 738 code for a protein of 245 amino acids.